UCCAUUUUUAGAUGUUUAUAAUGAAGAUCGAUCAGAGUCCCGUGGAACCACGAAAUUCGUUCAUCACACGCCUUAGAAUUCGUGCUUUUUUCGAAAUCAAAUUUUGACGAACUUUGUCGUAGUCUUCGAUCAAGCAUCGUUUUAACCGUAUCGACGACGAUGACACGAAUUCACGGAUUUUUAACAGUCUGUUUACUGGCUGUUGGAAUCGUCAACUGUUACGUUCCUAAUUAUAGGGACGUUUUGGAAAAUGGCACCGAAUCCUCCGCGACGAGUGACGCAGAUGUCCAGAGGAUCGGCGGUAGCAGUGAUUUUGACAGCUCACAGCUCAGCAGCGAUGGUGCCACAGAAGAAAAUAUGCAAUUCAACAACCACGUGGACAAUGUACAUUCAUCGAGAAGAGUGCAAAAGAGAUCUUCAAAGUCUAAUAAAUUGGUGAAAGAAUCGAAUGAUGAUCUUGAUUGGAUUUUCAGAGAAGGUGAAAAAACGCUGAAGAAAAUAAGUGAGGAGACAGCGAAACAGAAGGAGGCCCGGAUACAGCAGCAGCAGCAGCUUAAAGACGAAUGGAAUAUCGUUGAAAUAAAUCUGAAGAAAUUACACGCGGGCACAGCGCAGAAGAGAUUACACGAGAACACAGCGCAGAAGAAAUUACACGAAGACACAGCGCAGAAGAAAUUACACGAGGACACAGCGCAGAAGAAAUUACACGAGGACACAGCGCAGAAGAAAUUACACGAGGACACAGCGCAGAAGAGGAGACGGCAGGAGGGUAAAGACAACCAAUCCGGAUCUGGGAGUCGUCAAAAUCGUUCGUGAUUCGAAUGGUUCUUUCUUCGAGUAACGGAGCGUCUUGAAUAGCCCGGCGUUGAUUUUUCAGUCUCGCCAUCCCUUCGUUGCUCUUUUCUCAAUAAUAAAUAUUUACGAUUG
Molecule: messenger RNA, 927 nt
Organism: Venturia canescens
Lineage: Eukaryota; Metazoa; Arthropoda; Insecta; Hymenoptera; Ichneumonidae
Exons: 3
Coding region: 160-816 (218 amino acids)
Source: RefSeq, a predicted model, not a curated record